AUGCAGCAGCAACAACAACAGUUGGGUUUUGAAGAAUCUUCAAAUAUUGGUAGCAAUAGGGUGAGUCUAUUGAUUCGUCACCUUCCAGAAGCCAUUCCUGAGGAGACCCUGUUUCGGCUGUUGUCCCACUAUGGUGCUUCUUCUGUGCGCUCUUGCUCUGCUACUGGCCGGUUGAGGAACUGCGCAUUUGUAGAUUUCCAAAAUGAAGGCUUGGCUUACCAAGCACAGCGUCAGUUGAACGGGCUGAGGUUUCUUGGUAAGGUCUUAAAAGUGGAGAGGGCGACCGCUAAUAAUGAUAAGCCAUCGCAGGCUGCUAACAAGGAUUCUCUUUCUAUAACCGCCACUUCCAAAUCAUCUUUGGUCCACAAUCCUACCAUCAAUAGAGAUAUUCAAGAAACUGAAGUCUCAAGAUCAGAGCCCAUUGCCCCUAGGCUUGGUGUAGACUAUCCCUUUCCUCCUCACCUUGAGUAUGCUUACCCGCCACCAGAUGGAAAUAUACUGACCAACAUUGUAAAUGCUCUUAUCGCCGUUCCUCGAUUUUAUACACAGGUUUUGCACUUGAUGAACAAAAUGAAUAUACCAGCUCCAUUUCGUAUGGCUCUUCCCUCUCCACCGCUACCACCUUCAGUACCCGUGCCACCACCACCUCCCCCUCCUCUAGCUGCAAAGCCUCCCUCAGCAGAUUUAUCAAGUGAAGAGUCAGAAAUGGAGUCUUCAGACGAGGAGGUUGAUGGAAAACCCUCGAGCGGAACUUCAAGAGGACGGAAGCGUGUCAAACGAGAAGCUAUUGUUGGUCCCGCAGUUGAUAAAGAUGUAGCUCAUGAAGAUGUUGGAUUGAAACCAGCUAUUCUGGUCCCUAAAGAGAGGCCAAUGAUAAAAAAGAAGAACCCUAUCGUACAGAUAAAAAUUGCCCCCAAAGUUGUUAACAAUGAACAUAAAGAUGAUAGCAUUACCAAAGACUCAGAGCAUCCAAAAAAUGAGAGUUCAGAUAUUAACUCUUUUGCAACUCCAGAAGAACUAGAAAGAGGAAAGUUGCCUCCAGAAGAAAUAUUAUCGCUGCCGAUGUUUAAGAACUAUGCAGCUGGGAAUCCUGCCUCUGUGUUGUAUAUAAAGAACCUGGCAAAGGACAUCGUUGCUGAUGACUUCUACUACAUAUUUGGGUCAUUAUUUGGAAGCGUUGAUGCAGCCAAAUCUGGUCUCAGUCUAAAGCUUAUGCAAGAAGGAAGAAUGAGGGGCCAAGCUUUCGUGACAUUUCCAUCAGUUGAACUAGCCCAUUAUGCUUUGAAUCUAGUGAAUGGGUAUGUAUUCAAAGGCAAACCAAUGAUCAUCCAGUUUGGCCGGAAUCCUGCAGUGGGCAAAGCAAAUUAA
Prunus armeniaca (apricot) is the source of this 1368-nucleotide messenger RNA. The record is from the annotation of a GenBank genome assembly. Lineage: Eukaryota; Viridiplantae; Streptophyta; Magnoliopsida; Rosales; Rosaceae.